UGGAAGGGGGGAGGCUCCCGUGACGUCACCACGCUCUGUCCCCUGACGUUGUCAGAACUCUGGACCCUGUGGACUGCACCGGCGGGGAAGUUAGCAAACCAGUGAUUCAAACACAGUUUUCCUCUAAAUACCGCGGUUCAGUCAGAUCAGAGAUGGCUCUCACUCAGGUGUCCUCCAACAAAUGUGCCGGUGGUUUCCAGAAGGUUUUCGAGCACGACAGCACGGAGCUCAAGUGUAAGAUGAAGUUUGCCGUCUACCUGCCUCCAAAGGCCGAAACCGACAAAUGUCCCGUCAUGUACUGGCUCUCAGGUCUGACCUGCACUGAGCAGAACUUCAUCACUAAAGCUGGGAGUCAGCUCGCUGCUGCAGAGCACGGCAUCAUCAUCGUCGCCCCUGACACCAGCCCACGUGGCUGUAACAUCGAGGGGGAGGACGAGAGCUGGGAUUUUGGGACCGGAGCUGGUUUCUACGUCGACUCCACCCAGGACCCCUGGAAGACCAACUACCGCAUGUACUCGUACGUCACAGACGAGCUCCCCAAACUGAUCAACGCUAACUUCCCCACCGCCCCAGACAGGAUGUCUGUCUGCGGUCACUCCAUGGGCGGACACGGGGCGCUCAUCUGUGCCCUGAAGAAUCCUGGGAAAUACAAGGCUGUGUCUGCCUUCGCUCCCAUCUGUAACCCGAUGCAGUGUCCGUGGGGACAGAAAGCCUUCUCGGGAUACCUGGGCUCUGACAGAUCCACGUGGGAGGUGUACGAUGCCACUGUGUUGGCGGGGUCGUACUCCGGACCUCAGCUCGACAUCCUCAUCGAUCAAGGCCGUGACGACCAGUUCCUGUCGGCCAGCCAGCUGCUGCCCGACAACCUGAUCGCCGUCUGCUCCGAGAAGAAGAUCCCCGUUGUCUUCAGACUGCAGCCGGGCUACGACCACAGCUACUUCUUCAUCUACUCCUUCAUCAACGACCACAUCAAGCACCACGCCAAGUACCUGAACGCCUGAACGACGCCAGACGCUCUGUCAGACACGCCUUCAGCCUCUACAGCACUUAACUGAUUUUUUAAAAGCAAACGUCAGAUAUCUGAGGAAACUUCCAUGUGAACAUUACCCUUUCAGAAUAAAAUCCUCAGUUAUUCAUGUG
Molecule: messenger RNA, 1140 nt
Organism: Lates calcarifer (barramundi perch)
Lineage: Eukaryota; Metazoa; Chordata; Actinopteri; Centropomidae
Gene: esd
Product: esterase D/formylglutathione hydrolase
Exons: 9
Coding region: 153-1001 (282 amino acids)
Biological process (GO): formaldehyde catabolic process
Cellular component (GO): cytosol
Molecular function (GO): S-formylglutathione hydrolase activity
Source: RefSeq, a predicted model, not a curated record